CGCGUUGUAUGGUUCAGGGCCACAACCAGUGAGGUCUUUCCCAAGACCUACGACGUAGUUUCAUCUCCAGGUACACAGACAUGCUUGUCCUCUAUCUUCAACUCCACACAGCUCUUCAGCAGGGCGUGUCUGAAGGGAGGAAUUAGUAUUUCAGUGCAAUAAUGAAGUUGUGGAGCUUUGUUGGAAUUCUGCUCUGUCUUGCAGCAGGAUGCACCGCCGAGACAAGUGACUGUCCAACGCCAGCAGCACCCAGUUCCCUGAUGAAGAUGUUCCAGAAGCGUUGUCUUGAGUUCGUCCUCAGCAAGCCGGAUACAUGGAUAGCUGCAGAGCGAGACUGCGAACAAAGGGGAGGUCAUCUGGUAGACGUGGACAGUGAGCCCAUGCAGCGGUACCUGGAGUCGGUUUUGCAGACCAGAUACGUGGGGACGGGAGUGUGGAUCGGCAUCACUGAGUCCAACAACAAGUGGAUCAUGACAAACGGUUCCACCGACAAGUACACGAACUGGGCCACGGGAUCGCCGUCCAGCAAUAUAUACGACAGUCACAAGGACUGUGUGUACAUGGCGACGGGGACGUGGAAGUGGCAUGACGCCUUGUGCUCCUCGUCCGGCUUCCUCAUCCCUGUCUACGUGACACUCAACUACAUAUGUGAAUUCAGGACUCUGUCUUCGACUGCAGUUACAGUUCAACCCCAACGCACUACGAAAGACCCCUCAUCCAUCAACACCUGCCCCUACACAAUCACCAGACCCUCACGCGACACGUUCGGUUUCGGUGCCAAUACCUAUCAGCUAACGACUCUCGCAGCGGAGGGUGUUGACGCGAAGAAAGCCUGUGGUACAAACGGAGGUAACUUGGUGACCAUUCCUGACUGGGUUUCGCUGGUGUGCGUGCACGACGGAUUGGUCAAGGUGCUCAGGUUUUCAGGAAAUGAUGUGUGGAUCGGUCUGUCGGACGCGGAGACGGAGGGGCAAUGGAAGUGGGACAAUGGAGAGGCGUACUCCUACCAUCACUGGGCAAGAGGAGAACCGGGGUCGCCGCUGGGUACAAACGAGGACUGUGUCGUCAUGGAGACAGGCACCGGAUUCUGGAAAGACUACAGCUGCAACGGAGGAUUCUUAUUUGGCACCAACCGUUUCCCCUACCUCUGCCAGUUCAGUAACAUCACGUCUUCUAAGUCUACCAGCGCUGCAACUACUUCUCCAGCGACUACAACUACUACAGCCACAACCACAACAACUACAACCACGACAACUACCACAUCGCCGACUGCAACUGCAACUUCAGUAACGCCGUGCCCUAUCCUUGAAGCGUGCACCCUGGACUGUGGCCUGUCCGGAUUCAAGAAGGAUAACUCCGGCUGUCACAUCUGUGCCUGUGAUGACUAAAGUAUGGGAUUGGUCAGUCAUAUAGACAAUAAAUAUUUUUAACAUUGA
This is a messenger RNA of Haliotis rubra (blacklip abalone), 1436 nucleotides long. RefSeq names its product macrophage mannose receptor 1-like. The transcript has 9 exons. Lineage: Eukaryota; Metazoa; Mollusca; Gastropoda; Lepetellida; Haliotidae. Gene Ontology annotation, molecular function: signaling receptor activity. The record is from RefSeq and is a predicted model, not a curated record. Bases 162 to 1388 code for a protein of 408 amino acids.